This is a messenger RNA of Symbiodinium pilosum, 617 nucleotides long. The record is from the annotation of a GenBank genome assembly. NCBI's taxonomy places the organism in Eukaryota, Dinophyceae, Suessiales, Symbiodiniaceae.
GAAACUUCUUUUCCGAGCACUUCUGGUCUUAGCAGAGGAGUUCGACCUGGGCAUCAGUAUUCAGGAGCCUCGCGCUACAAAUGAUACCGACUCCUUCGUGUCCGCCGUGUCACGCGAGUCACGUGGUUGCCGGCAGGCAGCCUGGGAGGGCCUGCUUGCUUGUAUCCAGGCCCGGAGAUGUCUGCAAAACUGCUAUGUCCUGAAGUACCACUGGCCAGCGGAAAGCUGGCGGCGCAGCCGCCUUCAAACCUGGGUUCCAGAAUUAGAGGGCAUCGUGGGAGCUCUGGAGUCCGCUUUGGGCCUGACGGUGUUGGAGUCGCAGGCUGUUCUGGCUGGCUUCCCUGCGGGGGAUCCUGCAGCGUCUGCGAGCGUUCCCAAGUUGCCGAAACAACCUCGGGACGUUAUCCGACUGCUUGACUUAAGGCAACUUCUGCCACAAGCCAUAGCAAUUUCGGAGGCCAUGAGCGCCCUCCGCCAGCUGGGGACGGCAGUGUCCUUGCAGACAGCUCGGAUCAUAUCCGCUGGGCGGACUGGGUUUCCAGAAAUCGGCUUCUUCGAAGAUGUGUGGAACAACUAUGUGCCAGACGGGACGCCGAGUCGGGCGCGUUCAGAAAGAU